Molecule: messenger RNA, 883 nt
Organism: Seminavis robusta
Lineage: Eukaryota; Bacillariophyta; Bacillariophyceae; Naviculales; Naviculaceae
Source: the annotation of a GenBank genome assembly
GGAAGAUGGGAGAUGGGUGGUGUGGUCGAAGAUUUUGCCGAAAGCUCUAACCUUACCGUAGAUCCUUCAACAGAUCAAAGAGUGGCAUCGAAAUUCGGCGGCGGCGCAAAGAUCCACAAACGCCAAAGAGGAAAAGGAACAGAAAACAGCCACCAACCAAAACUAGACUGACUAAUCAAUAGAAGUCCACCACUAUGAUGAUGAUGAUGCGUUGUUGCUGUUGGCAUUAUUUUGCUCUCUUCACCACCCUCUUAUUAUUGGGCACUACUACUACGAGUAGAGCCGACGAAGCAGCGCCCAAAGUCACGCGCGUGGAAUUUGAAGUCAACUUGGCACCCGGCAAAGAAGACACCUUUGUCGUCGAGGUACAUCCCGAAUGGGCACCCUUGGGAGCCGCACGAUUCCUAGAACUCGUCGAUGAAGGAGACAAAUUCUGGAAGGGAAUUCGAUUCUUUCGAGUUAUUGAGGGAUUCAUGGCACAAUUUGGCAUUCCAGGGAAACCGGCCGUGGCCGAUCAUUGGAGAGACAAAACCAUCAAAGACGAUGAAGUCAUCCAGUCCAAUAAGAGAGGGUACAUGUCCUUUGCCACGUCGGGACAGGAUUCCAGGACGACUCAAAUGUUUAUCAAUCUAGUCGAUAAUACCAAUUUGGAUGAUAUGGGAUUUUCACCCUUUGCCAUUGUGGUGGGAGACGAUAUGAGUAUUGUCGAUCAAAUAUACAGUGGUUAUGGAGAAGGUGCUCCUGGUGGUGAUGGACCCGCCCAAGGUAGAGUCCAAGCAGACGGCAACAAAUAUCUCAAGAAGGAGUUUCCAAAUUUGAGUUACGUCAAAUCGGUGCGACGGGUCGAGGAUAUUACGUCCGAGGGAGAACUAUGAUAGCGUGA